GGCAAAAAAUAUCGAUGUUCUUGGCGCUUUUGCGAGGCCCGCAUUGGUCAACGGCAUGCCGGAUUAUUGGUAUAACAACAUGGGUUUCAAAGAGGAAGUGUUCUCAGGAGACGGCGCUUACCUUGUCCGUACGUGGAUCCACGGCGAGGAAGCAAGCCCUUGAGACAAAUGAAGACGACGGUGGGCGUCAAGCAGUAGCGGGUGCUGAGCUCUUGACAUUUACGACUUCAUGAAUCUUGCGAAUCGGUCUGGCAUGGCAAGUAGUUUUGCUACAUCGCCUUCUCCUUGGGUUGCUCAAAAGGCUUCUUUUAUAAUGCUGUUUGUUUCAUGUUACUCCUUUGUCUGUUUGCAUUGCGACCGGAGUUGUACGAUUGAGGAAGCGCCGUCACCAUGGAUAACUUGGCAAGACAAGUUUCGAGGUACACGAGGGGUUUCUGUCGUUAUGAAGGAAAACUCCUUCAGAUUCUGGUACGUCGGCGCGACGAAUGCCGUUGGCGCUCAUCGGGCUCUUGGAGCGUGCUGGGACUGCGGCUUUGCGAGGCAGAUGCAUGAGGUUUCGGUCUUUUUCUUGUUUCCUCUUUUUAUUUUCAUUUUUCUGCAUUCAUACGCCGAGGAAGCAGGCGAUGGUGGCGUUUGGGUGCGAUGGAUGCAAGUCGUGACUCUUUUAUCUUCCUUUUCAGGUCGUCUUGGUCAUGAAAUGGGUGCAGCGGAGCUAGCCCAACGGUAUCCAGCAUGGUUGGAAGGAUGUCAUUGCUUUGGCGGGAACCGAAGUUUUCCAGAAUUUUCCUCUGGCGGAGCGAGGAUGGUUUGGAUUGGGAUCCGGCUUGGGCUUUGCGGCGUUAUUUACUUUUCUUUUCAUUUUGUUUUGUAAGGAGUGGUUAGCGAGUGGUUGUUUCCGCCAGACACUGGACUGAGCAAUGGCGGGUGGAAUCAGUCGUUAUGAUGGAUGCAGGAAGGAAAACAUACUAAAAUACCCAUGGACGUUGCGAUUUUCACCGAUAGACGGUAGGCAUGAUUGGCCUAGGGAAGUCUCUCAUGGCUUUCAAGAUAUUUUAGGUAGUCGGUUGUAAAACAAAAUUGUACAGCAUUACUUCU
Molecule: messenger RNA, 1095 nt
Organism: Neurospora crassa OR74A
Lineage: Eukaryota; Fungi; Ascomycota; Sordariomycetes; Sordariales; Sordariaceae
Exons: 1
Coding region: 230-871 (213 amino acids)
Source: RefSeq, a predicted model, not a curated record